Molecule: messenger RNA, 450 nt
Organism: Staurois parvus
Lineage: Eukaryota; Metazoa; Chordata; Amphibia; Anura; Ranidae
Source: the annotation of a GenBank genome assembly
GCCCAGCAGUGCCACACACAAGUUCCACCCACCUGUGCCACCCAGCAGUGUCACCACCUGUGCCCAGAAGUGCCACCUACCUGUGCCCAGAAGUGCCACCCACCUGUGCCCACCCACCUGUGCCCACCAGUGCCAUCCAACAGUGCCCAUCAGUGCAGCCCAGCAGUGCUGCCAGUCAGUGCCACCAGUCAGUGCCCAGCGGUUGUGCCAGUCAGUGCCCAGCAGUGCUGCCAGUCAGUGCCCAGCAGUGAUUACCCAUUAUCAGUGUCACCUAUCAGUGCCACCAAUCAGUGCUGCAUAUCAGUGCCACCUAUCCGUGACACCUCAUUAGUGCUGCCUAUCAGUGCCGCCUAUCCAUGCCACCUCAUUAGUGCCGCCUAUCAGUGCCGCCUAUCAGUGCCCUUCAGUGCUGCCUGUCAGUGCCCAUCAGUGCCACCUAUCAGUGCCCAU